AUGGCUACAUACGGCACGUUUGGUGGGGACGCGGAACGGCAUCCCGUGCCUAGGUCUGAGGCGCCAUGGGACAAGCUAAAGGCUGAGUCGUAUUCUCUAUUCCUCAAGCUGAGCGAGUUGCCAAAGGGGACGUAUGAUGAGUUUGAAGCUUCGUGGGCGGAUGAAAAAGAGAAUGGUGCGUUCAAGGGUGGGUUGGGUGCGGUGAUUGUGGUGAGGUACACUGAGACGCCCGUUGGCCCAUACGACGAAAUCAUCUUCGUCCCCGGCAACUUCACCACGCCCCUCCUCCCCCCGACCCCUUCCUCCAUCCCCGCCAAAGCCCUGCGCAUAUCCCGCAUCUACGUCUCCCAACGCACCACAACCUACAACGGGCGCCUCAACUGGAACAUCCCCAAGCACCUCGCCCGCUUCACCUUCUCCUCGCCCCCGACCGCCGCCGGCGCCUCACCCCCCGCCUCGCUCACGGUAAAAGUGUACCCCCCAUCCUCCCAGGCCGGCGACUCCACCCCUCCCUUCUUCGCCUGCACCCUCACCCCCUGGACUUGGAUCCCCGCCCUACCCGUCAACACGGCCUACAUCCCCCUCAACCUCACCGUCGUCCAACCCCCCAUCCCCGAACCACCGGGCCACAAGGAGGCCCUGAAGAAAGCUCUCGACGCCGAGCACGUCCAUCCGUAUGAUACCGAUCCCCAGAAAGCACUCGCCGUCCUGCCCGGCACCGACAGGUGGACGGCGUUUGACAUUAGCGCGAGGAGUCCAAGGGCGAGGGGGUGCUGGGUCAGGCUGAAUGAAUCAGAGCAGCAUGCCGAGGCAGAGGGUAAGGUGUUUUUUCCAGACCGGUUGCCUGUUUGGAGCGUGGGUGCGUGGAUGGAGGAUGUUGAGUGGGGGAUUGGUGCGGUUACCGAGUGGGGGGAUGGGUUGACAAGAGGUGGAAAUUGA
Molecule: messenger RNA, 939 nt
Organism: Bipolaris maydis ATCC 48331
Lineage: Eukaryota; Fungi; Ascomycota; Dothideomycetes; Pleosporales; Pleosporaceae
Source: RefSeq, a predicted model, not a curated record